AUGGCUGAAAACCAGGAGGAGCCCAGCGACACCCAGACUGGUGAGGAGCAGCCUGAAAAUGCAGAGGAGUCUGAGGAGAAGAAGAAGGAGCUGGAGAAACUGCCGCCCUUUGAAAUCGUGGGAGGGGAGCGCUUCCCAGCCUUCUUUUUCAAAUUCCAGUUCAGAAACGUGGAAUACAGCUCAGGCAGGAACAAGACCUUCCUAUGUUAUGUUGUGGAGACCCAAGGCAAAGAGUCGGGGAGCUUUCGGGGUUAUCUGGAGGAUGAGCAUGCAGCAGCCCAUGCUGAAGAUGCUUUCUUCAAUAACAUCUUGCCCACAUGCGAUCCCAACCUACGCUACAACGUCACCUGGUAUGUCUCCUCCAGCCCCUGUGUGCCCUGUGCUGACCGGAUAGCACAGGUACUGCAGAAGAACAAGAACCUGCGCCUCUCCAUCCUGGUAAGCCGCCUCUUCAUGUGGGAGGAGCCGGAGAUGCAGGCUGCCCUGAAGAAACUGAAGGCAUCUGGAUGCAAACUGAAGAUUAUGAAGCCUCAAGACUUUGAGUAUAUCUGGCAGAACUUUGCGGAGCAGGAAGAAGGAGAGGCAAAGGCCUUCGAGCCCUGGGAGGACAUUCAAGAGAACUUCCUGUAUUACGAAGAGAAGUUAUCAGAGGUUUUGCACUGA
This is a messenger RNA of Emys orbicularis (European pond turtle), 663 nucleotides long. RefSeq names its product apolipoprotein B mRNA editing enzyme catalytic subunit 2 (gene APOBEC2). Gene Ontology annotation, biological process: cytidine to uridine editing. Lineage: Eukaryota; Metazoa; Chordata; Testudines; Emydidae. Bases 1 to 663 code for a protein of 220 amino acids. The record is from RefSeq and is a predicted model, not a curated record. Gene Ontology annotation, cellular component: nucleus; cytoplasm. Gene Ontology annotation, molecular function: cytidine deaminase activity; RNA binding. The transcript is spliced from 2 exons.